Messenger RNA from Cheilinus undulatus (humphead wrasse), 5078 nucleotides. RefSeq names its product vacuolar protein sorting-associated protein 4B-like. The coding region runs from base 122 to 1435 and encodes 437 amino acids. Gene Ontology annotation, biological process: endosomal transport; vacuole organization. Lineage: Eukaryota; Metazoa; Chordata; Actinopteri; Labriformes; Labridae. Gene Ontology annotation, molecular function: ATP binding; ATP hydrolysis activity. The transcript has 11 exons. The record is from RefSeq and is a predicted model, not a curated record.
GUGAGUCGGUGUUUUGAAUGUUUUUUCCAGUUAAAGUUUCUGUAAAUUUCAGCCUUACCGGACGAAAACAGGCGAAAGUUUGAAAAGAAGCGACUAAAGUUUGAUGAAAUCGUAAAAUCUGAUGGCGGGAGGAAAUUUACAGAAAGCGAUUGACCUCGCCACCAAAGCUGCACAGGCAGAUAAAGCCAAAAAGUACGAGGAGGCCCUCAGACUUUAUGAGAGCGCCGUGGAGUACUUCCUUCAUGUUGUUAAGUAUGAGGCUCUUGGUGAGCGUGCAAAAGACAGCAUCAGAAUGAAGUGCAAAGACUACCUGGAGCGAGCAGAGCAGCUUAAAGAAUGCCUGAAGAAGAAGGAGAAGAGUCCUCCAGCCAAACCAGUCAAAGAGUCACAGUCUGAUGACAAAGAUAAUGAAGAUGGGGACGGAGAGGAUGCAGAGAAGAAAAAAUUCCAGGAACAACUCUCAGGUGCCAUCGUCAUGGAGAAACCAAACAUAAAGUGGGACGAUGUUGCUGGACUGGAAGGAGCCAAAGAAGCUUUAAAAGAAGCUGUGAUCCUACCAAUCAAAUUCCCUCACCUGUUUCAAGGGAAGAGGAAGCCUUGGCGGGGGAUUCUUCUGUUUGGACCUCCAGGAACAGGAAAGUCCUACCUGGCUAAAGCUGUCGCCACAGAAGCCAACAACUCCACAUUCUUCUCCAUCUCAUCCUCUGACCUUGUGUCCAAGUGGCUCGGAGAGAGCGAAAAGUUGGUGAAGAAUCUGUUCAGUUUGGCCCGACAGCACAAACCAUCAAUCAUUUUCAUCGAUGAGAUCGAUUCUCUCUGUGGAUCUCGAAGUGAGAAUGAGAGUGAGGCGGCACGGAGGAUCAAGACAGAGUUCCUGGUGCAGAUGCAGGGUGUGGGGAAUGAUAAUGAUGGCAUCCUGGUGCUCGGAGCUACAAAUAUACCGUGGACCCUGGACUCUGCCAUCAGGAGAAGGUUUGAAAAGCGGAUCUACAUCCCUCUCCCUGAGGGCCCCGCUCGCACCACCAUGUUCAAACUUCACCUUGGUUCUACCCCCAACCAGCUGAUGGAGGCCGACUUCAUCACUCUGGGUAAAGACACGCAGGGUUACUCCGGGGCAGACAUCAGUAUCGUCGUCAGAGACGCUCUGAUGCAGCCAGUCAGGAAGGUUCAAUCAGCAACGCACUUUAAAAAGGUUCGAGGACCAUCAAGAAACAAUCCAGAUGUUGUUGUGGAUGACCUUCUGACUCCGUGCUCCCCUGGUGAUCCUGGAGCCAUCCAGAUGACAUGGAUGGAAGUUCCUGGGGACUCACUUCUAGAGCCGGUCGUUUGCAUGCUCGACAUGCAGAGGUCGCUGGCAAACACCAAACCCACGGUGAAUGAGCAGGACUUGGAGAAACUGAAGAAGUUUACUGAAGAUUUUGGUCAGGAAGGUUAAAAACUGUCUGUCGCUAAUCGUCUUUAAUAUCAUUAGAUUUAUCUUUCAGUCUGUAAAACAUCAGAAACUAUAAAAAUAUUCAUGAAAGGUUACUGAAGCCUAAAAUAAACAUUUAAAAUUCUGUUACAAAAGAAAAACAAGCUAGCACCAUAAACUGUAUAAAGAAGUGGACAUUCAUCUCUCUGAAGCUUCUUCUGCUGUGGCCGUCUUUGUUUUGGAGCAUAGAGGGAUUUGGAUAGCUGGAGAGAAGAGAAGGGGAAACACUAAACUAUCAGCUAAUAUUUUAUUUAACAUCCUCAUUUUGGCUUAAACGCUGAGAUGGAGCAGACCGAGGGAGACCAUGAUCAGUGAUGAUGAUGAUGAAUCAGACCUCACUAGAGUUUUAACUACUCUACACUCGUCCAAUUCUUUAGACAAUCUGUGGUCGAUAUUUAGGGUUAAUUUUUUAAUGGUUCUCUUUGACUCUGUAUUAUUUAUCCAGAAUCAUUCUCUUUAAUUUAUUUUCUCUACAUACUAACAAACAAAUCCACUUUUGAAGCACUUUUUUAUCACUAAUAGACAUCAUGUUUACAUCUUUGUAAGCUUUCUUGUUUUUUAUGUUUUAUUUUUGUUUUUUUUGUUGGCCUUACUUCAACUUAAGCUGUUUCUAUUUUUGAAGAACAGUUCCUCUUCAUUGUCGUUUAUCGUUUUUGGUGAUGCUUUGGUUGGUAAAUGCGCAUCUUAAACACAGCAUACCUCUGAUUAUAGUCUGGCAUACCGUGGAGUCAUAUCGCCUUAAAGAAAACCUCAUCUUAGGCUUUAACAACAGGAAAUGAUGCAGUUAAAUGUGCACAUGCUCAGACUGUUUUAACCUGUAGAUGAUUAUGUUUGACUGCAUGAAAUAUAGAGCAGUAGUUCUCAGCUGGCCUCGGGUCAGGACCCACCACCACCUCCAUGUCGACCAAUAGAGCUCCAGAUUUCUGAAAAUUCCAAGUCAUGAUCUAGUUUCAUCAUUGUUGUUUAUUAUUUGAAUCCAACCAAAUUAAGUCAGCUGGUGGUGUUUGUUUUUAAAGAAAAGAAGCAUCAAAUGAAGCACCAGAGGUGGUGGUUUGAGUACUUUAAAGGUAAAGGACUGUUGUAUUCAUGGAAAAGUACAGUUACUGUGGUUAAAAUGUACUUAAGUUAAAGUAAAAGUACUAGUCUAGAAAUGUACUCAAGUAAAAGUUAAAAGUAUUCAGAGUUUUUACUUCAAGUACUUUCUCCAACCAGGUUGUUCAGGUGAAGUCACACCCCUAUAAUAAGAGGAAUACACAACAAAAAUGACAGUGUUAAACUAAUCUAGAGUCAAAUUAAAAGUGCCUAUACUGGUCCACACUAAAGUUCACUUUUAAAGUGUUAAAUAGUUGACAGUAUGACAGAGCUGCUGUAACUCAGAAAAUCUGUGCUAAAGCCGGGUGUACACUGUGAGAUUUUCCUCUGAUUCAGCCAUGAAUUUUGAGUCGCUUUACUCACUUUGAAGUCUGGCCGACUUUCAGUCGGAUUGGGCGUCGUUUGUCAUGCUAUGUACAGGGGGGAUACGACGGCCGACCGCGGCCCAACUACAACCUUCAAACCUGCUCCCAACUGGUCGGAAGGAUUUCUGGCAUGUUUGAUAUUUUGGUUGUACGACUCCAGACACUUCACAGUGAGAGCAGAAACUCAAGCAGAAUAAACAAGUUUGGGAGAUUGUUUUCCUUUGUAAACUGUCAGACAACAUCCUAAAUUAUCAUGACAACAGCUAGAAUGACUCUGAUGCACCCCGCUAUGAUAAAGGAAAUAGACUAGCAGGAAACAUUCCAACCCACAGCUGACACAGAUGGUGGUAAUGUUAGUGUUUGUGGGAUAGAGAGAGGUAGCGGGAGAGAUAGAGGGGGUAGAGAGAGAGAAUAUGACUGGAAACACUUCACCAUCAGUGUGUGUGACUUCUAAAAAAGUCCAUCCUGACUUCACUCGCACAGUGUGAGCACUCAGGCCGUGCAGGACCGUCGGAUCGUACAGUGUGUCAUAAGUAAUUCAGUUGCACGGUAUGAGAUGACAUUCUGCCACAACCAUCGUAUGGUUGGCUUAAAAUCGCACAGUGUAUACCUGGCUUUAGCUGGGUUUCCUCUGGCAAACAGAACAAAGCAGACAGUCAGCCUCAGAGCAAGACAAUGCAUACUGAUUAAGAAUAUGAUAUAUGCAGCUUUGAAGGACACUCCAAGUCACAGGCAGGAACUCUAACCCUGUGGAUAACUUCCCUCAUGGGGCAAAUGUGAGCCACAUAGUUUUGUCUCCAUGUUAGCACUAGUCAGACCAUAUUAUUUCAUAAAUGGAUCUGGAGAAUAUCCAUGCAUCACAAUGUCAACUUUGUAAAACAGGCUAAGAAGUUUUGGGAGUGAAAAAAGUGGAAGCAAAUUAAGAAUAUCGUCUGGUAGGACACUCCUGGUGCCUUGUUGUCCCCUGUGCUACUUCUUUUCUUGUUACUUGUCUCAAUGUGAGUGACAGAGGGAAAUAGGAACAGGAUGACUGGGGAUAACUCUGUAACUAGAGUGAUUUUAUAGCUGGCGCUCGCUCACAUUGCAUGCAGUUGGGCAUGUUGCAACAUAUCUAAAAGAGACUAUAUGCAAGGACAGGAAUAUGGUGUUCCUUGAGACUAAACCUUGAUUUUUGGUGUGCCUUGGCCAAAAAAAAAAAAAAAUUUCGGAUCAUAUGACUCUUAAAAGAUUUGAACUAACACUGGUGGACCAACACUGUCAAAAAUCUCUAACACUAAAGACUAUUUCACUCAGACCGGAGUUAGAAUCAACUCUGAGUAAUUUAACCCUGACAUAUCAACACUCUAGUUUUUGCUGUUUAUAGAUGUGAUAGGAAAUCACUCUCUCAAUGUUCUACUGUGCUAUACACAGAAGUGGAAAAAGUACAAUACUGAAGUAAAAGUACAGUUCCUCUGUAAGUAGAAGUACCAAUCUCAAAUUAUCCUAAGAAAAAAACAGUACAAGUACUUAAAAACACUACUCAGUUACAGUAAUAAAAGUAGAUGUAAUGAGCUACUUUCCACCCCUGAGAAGUCCUAAAUCUCUACUUUGAUGUGAAUGUGCAGCUUGAAGCAGAAAGCUUCGGUCAUCAGAGAAAGCUCAUCGAUAUUGCAUCGUCAUUUUAACUAACUUAAAGCAUGGUCAUGCUGCCUAGCUAUGUUGAACUCACUUUAUGGUAUGCUCCUCUGCUAUUUUCCCUUUAAAAUAAUUAGGUUAGAUGCUUAAAAAAGUGGGAAUUUUAUCCAUAAAAUGUGUAAAUGUUGAUGUUUUUAAACGUGUACACUUAUUUUUGAUGACUAGAUCAUAAGCAGUUUCUCAGGGGACAUUGUUGGGUUUGUUUUGAAGUCAAAUAUUGUACAAGAACAAUUUUAUAAACCCUGAAACUUCUUAAAUGUGCAAAAAUAUCUACAAUUUGCAUGGCCAGUUACUCUGAUUUAAAUGCACUAGGGAUCUUGUCAGUUUGCUGCUGCUGUCUCUUUCUAGGUUUGAAUUUUGUCUUUAUAUGAAGUUUUUCUUAUUGGGUUUUCCUGAAGUCACUUGUUUGUUUAACUCUGAUAAAACUGAAGGUGGUCAUUUGCACUUUUUUACUUCCUGUGUGACGUGUUCUGUGA